CCGUGCCGUGCCGUGCCGUGCCGUGCCGUGCCGUGCCGUGCCGGCGGCGCGGGACUGGCGGGAGCGGCUGUACGGCGCGGUGGGUGCCCCGGCGCGGGGUGAGCAUGGUGCCCUAGCGCUGGGGCUAUGUCGGAGGCGGCCCGCAGCCUCCUGCAGCGCUGGGGCGCCAGCUUCCGGAAGGGUACCGACUUCGACUCCUGGGGGCAGCUGGUGGAGGCGAUCGACGAGUAUCAGAUAUUAGCCAGGCACCUCCAGAAAGUGGCACAGUCUCAGCACAACAACUCGGAAUUCACAGAAGAUCAAAAGAAAACCAUAGCUAAAAUUGCAACAUGCUUGGAACUGAGAAGUGCAGCUUUACAGUCCACCCAGUCACAGGAUGAGUUUAAGCUUGAGGAUCUGAAGAAGUUGGAACCAAUCUUAAAGAAUAUCCUCACUUACAAUAAGGAGUUCCCCUUUGAUGUUCAGCCUGUCCCACUCAGGAAGAUUUUAGCACCUGGAGAAGAGGAACACUUGGAGUUUGAAGAGGAUGAUGAGGACGGAGGAGCUGGAGCAGGGUCUCCAAACUCUUUUCCUGCUAGAGUUCCAGUACAGCAGGAAGACUCAAACAAAAGCAGUUUGCAGCCCUGGGGAGCCAACAAAGGUACUUUAUUGCCCAGAUUGCCAUCUGAACCCGGGAUGACGUUACUCACCAUCACCAUAGAGAAAAUUGGUCUGAAAGAUGCUGGGCAGUGCAUUGAUCCUUACAUCACAGUCAGUGUAAAGGAUUUGAAUGGGAUAGAUCUGACUCCUGUGCAGGAUACUCCUGUGGCUUUGAGGAAGGAGGACACAUACGUCCAUUUUAAUGUGGACAUUGAGAUUCAGAAACACAUUGAAAGACUAACAAAAGGUGCAGCUAUUUUCUUUGAAUUCAAACACUACAAGCCUAAGAAAAGGUUUACUAGCACCAAGUGUUUUGCUUUCAUGGAGAUGGAUGAAAUUAAACCUGGGGCAAUUGUUAUAGAACUGUACAAAAAACCCACUGACUUUAAAAGGAAGAAAUUGCAACUGUUGACCAAGAAACCACUUUACCUUCACCUCCAUCAAACAUUGCACAAGGAAUGACCCCAGUUGUGAGACCUCUGUGAACGGAACCACAAGUCCUGGUAGCUGUGUAGUAGCCUUAGGCUCAGAGGGGCAGGAAGAUGACUCUGUUCAUGCCAGUAGGUCACACGAGAUCAUCUCCCACUGCACAGCACUACUUCAGGGGCAGGAACAAGCCCACGAUGCAAAUGCAAGAUUUUUUUCAGUAACUUCCAGCUACAGGUUUCUCCAAGAGCCCUGAUAUAGGUUGACUGCUUUUCCUAAGUUUGCUGUUCAUCACUUUUUAUCUUUAACCAUUCUUCUCCUUUUGCCUCAAGCUCCCCCUGAGAAUGGAGAGUGCCCUUUGUCAAACCUGCAGCAAUAAAGAUGUGGCAGGUCUACUAACUGUUUACACUGCUGUGCUAUUGUAGUUCCUCUCGUCUGCAUUUCAGAGUCCUCUGGAGUGGGCAGGGUGACAGAAGACUGAGAGAAGGACAAGGUGGGCUGGGAAGGAGCUUGAGGUACUGCAAGAGCUUUAAAGUGAGGGAGGGGAGGAUGCAGGUCAGAUGGGUGGCCACAAGUCCCUGUGGUCAGGUCAGGAGGAGGACAAGUGCAGAUGAGAACACUGAACAUGUUGUGAAUACAUGUUACAAUUUUUUCAGUCACUGUUACUCCCUAAUAGAGCUAUUCUUUUUUAUAUCUUGUCACAGAGUGCUUUGCAAAGGCAGAUGGGGGAUAAAGAGGCCUUCUCGAGGACUUUGUCCUGGUUGCAGUGGGUGUUUUGCCAUUUCAGUGACAGCAGGACAGGCCCUCAGUGCUGAAGUUUCAAUUUUCCAGAGCUUUAUAUAAAGUAGGUCUGGCUAGCAGGCUGACCCACCUUCUACAUGAAACUGCUGUUCUUAUGGAAACUGAUUGUAUGCAGUUUUCUGCAUAUUUUGUGCAAAUCUGGAAACUUACUCAAAAAAUUGCCUUUUUAUAUAAGUAGGUAGGAUUAUCAUUUAUUUUCUGUAUUUUUAUUUGGUACAUAAUAAGCUGCAGGACACUGGCUUAUUAUGAUACACUUGCAUUCACCUUUUGACCUGAAAAAGGGAAAGGAGUAGAACCCAGUCAAAUCUUUCUUAUAUUUGCGUGGAUAUUUAAUAUGAUACUUUAUGGUUUGAUAAACUUCUUGCAUAUCUAACUAGUGCCUGAAUGCUCUGCUAACUACAGACCCAGCUCCCAAAAUAGUGUCAAUUAUUUUAAACAGCCUGGAUGCAGGUAAAUCAUCCAUUCCUCUUUUCUGUCACUUCACCCAAGAUGUUCCAUCAUGUGUUAAGGGAAAGGAUGUUACUUUUCCUCAUGCUGUUUGUCUCUCUCUACUCAGCUGUUUGGCAUUUUUGCCUUUAUCAUAUUGAUUAGGAUGAAAAGCUGGUUUUGAAUGUCCUAA
Molecule: messenger RNA, 2485 nt
Organism: Camarhynchus parvulus
Lineage: Eukaryota; Metazoa; Chordata; Aves; Passeriformes; Thraupidae
Gene: AIDA
Product: axin interactor, dorsalization associated
Exons: 12
Coding region: 127-1101 (324 amino acids)
Biological process (GO): determination of ventral identity
Cellular component (GO): membrane
Molecular function (GO): phosphatidylinositol binding
Source: RefSeq, a predicted model, not a curated record